This is a messenger RNA of Mercenaria mercenaria, 1584 nucleotides long. Its product is annotated as muscarinic acetylcholine receptor M2-like. Gene Ontology annotation, molecular function: G protein-coupled peptide receptor activity. Gene Ontology annotation, biological process: neuropeptide signaling pathway. The coding region runs from base 1 to 1584 and encodes 527 amino acids. The transcript has a single exon. Lineage: Eukaryota; Metazoa; Mollusca; Bivalvia; Venerida; Veneridae. Gene Ontology annotation, cellular component: membrane. The record is from RefSeq and is a predicted model, not a curated record.
AUGGCGGAAGCACUAACCUUUAGAGGAAUGUAUGAUGCAGAAGAUAUACCGACGCUAGAGGAUUUGAACGCCGCCGAGGUUGAAUUACUUAUACCUACAAUUGUGUUCUUGUCGAUAGUCUGUGUCACUGGAAUGAUUGGAAAUAGUUUUGUUAUAUACAUAUAUAAAACGAGGUUUAAAAUAACCACCUCUAGAAAGUGGUAUAUUUUGAGUCUUAGUUUUAUAGACUUGUUUACGUGUUGUAUUGGGAUUCCCUUAGAGAUUUCUACCAUGCUGAAACAAUAUACGUUUGAACAUCUGUGGUUGUGUAAAACGACAAGAACGGUAAACACUAUAGGAACAAAUACAUCAGCUUUUAUACUGCUGUUUAUUGCGUUUGACAGGUUCAGAAAAAUAUGUAAACCGUUUGGCUGGCAAAUCCAAACAAGUGGUGCAAAGUUGUUUAGUGGGUUGGCUUUAUUUCUCGGUGCCUCAGUUUCGUUGCCCGCCAUUUUUAUUUAUGGUAAACAUACAUUCGAUAUCCCAGAAUACAAUAUGACCGGAACUGAAUGUUCAACAGCAGAUGAGAUGACUUAUACGGAUUAUCCGUUUUUAUAUUCGAUUCUGUUCGGCUUUCUGGUUGCUGGUGGGAUAAUUCUUAUAUCAAUUUUUUACUGCUUAAUAGGUCAUAAAGUUUGGACGCAUACGCGUAAAAUGAAUACAAUGUUCGGUAAAAAUAUGUCAAUACCUAAGACGCCAACAAUUACCGAUGUACGUGACUCGAAACUAGUAGGUGAAAUGAAACAAGUUAAUAUAGCUGAAAACGCAUUUGCUCAGAACAAAAGUAAAGCGCUCCUUAAAAAGAGAAGCACGAAGAAAGACAAACAUGAGAACAAUGACUCGUUGACCAACAUGAAAGGUGAUGCACUGUCCCUUACAUCUAACCAGGAAAAGCCAGAGAAAGAAAAGAACCAGACAAGUAUGAAUAAACUUGUAAACGUAGGAAAUGACUUUAAUAAUAUAAAAAAUGGCCAUAACGCAGUUGAAUGUAAGGAAAAAGCAGAUACUGAUAGAAACGAACGGGAAGAAAUUUCCAAUAAUGAAAAUAUGCGAAAGAAUGUACAAAAAAGCAAACUAAUCUUUCAAGAAGCGGAAGCGAUAGGAAUUGAAAUGGAAGCAGCACAAACAUCAAGCGAAGAAAUCCUACCAAAUCAGAACGUAGUAGUUCGUUGGAUAUCUUUCAUUAGCAGUCCGAUUUUUAAUGUUGUGAUGCGAAUAAUAUUUACGCCACGUGCACGUGAAAACCCAAAAAUGUUCAAAAGAGCACAAUUCCUUAAUCAAACAAGUGCACGAAAAACGGCUUUCGUCAUGUUUCUUGUAACAUUAGGCUUCGUACUAAGUUCUCUUCCACAUAGUCUGAUAAUGCUUAUACGGCAGAUAAAAAGUAGUUUUGUUGAAGAAUUGUCAGAUGCAGAAAAUGUGAUUUAUAAGUUUAUUUUAAGGUCGUACUUUUUAAAUAGCGCUAUCAACCCAAUAAUUUACAGCAUAUGUGAUUCACAAUUUAAAUCCGCUCUUAAAGAUAUUUUUGGACGAUGUUUCGGGUAG